Messenger RNA from Rangifer tarandus platyrhynchus (Svalbard reindeer), 951 nucleotides. Lineage: Eukaryota; Metazoa; Chordata; Mammalia; Artiodactyla; Cervidae. The record is from the annotation of a GenBank genome assembly.
AAAGAAAACCCAGAGCAGUGUUUGGACAAAUGUGCUACCUUGAUUUCCAUCCAAAAAGCCACAGAACUCAAGGUCCCAGGAAGGAGUGGGGAAGGGGAUAGAAAUCAUUCCCACAGCAUUUAUCACAUUAUGUCUUCCCGGGGCAGUGAGGGGGUGAGGGCUCCGAGCCCAGGCCCUAAGACAGGACUGCGCUGGCACCGUAUCCUGAAGUCCAACAAGAGCCUGGGACUUUGGGCCUCCAGAAAGACAUGUGACGGGGCCACUGCAGGCACCAGCCUUCACCGGCCGCACAGACCUGCCUGGGUCAGAGGCAGCAGCCGAGGAGGGACCUCCCAGGUGGGUCAGGUCCUCACUCACAGUCUUGUUCCUGCAGCAGCCCACAAGAGCAGCUCCCUGGCCUCCCACCCCAGCCCCUCAGACGCUGUCUCCGAGUUGAAGUCCUGGAGUAAGAGGGAGCAGAGGAGGAACACAUGGACUGUCAAUCACAUCGAGGGAACAAAACUCAGGAUGAACAAGAGGAGAAGACCCAGCUAUCGUCCAGAAGACCAAGAAGCCUUCUACCGACUUCUGGAGGAUCCCGUUAUCCAGAGCUUCUUGGAAGCUGACAUUUUCCUGAAGGUGUCUGACAAGUACCUGCUGUCCAUGGUGGUGGAGUACUUCGGCCGUGUGGGGCUGCCCGGUCACCUCUACAACAGGAUCCACUUCUUCCUGGCCCUCUACAUUGCCUCCGACAUGGAGGAAGACAACCCCAUGUCCAAGCGGAGCAUCUUCCAGUUCCUGCUGGGCAGGGAGCACUGGCCAGACCUCUACAAGGAGUUCCUCAAGUUGAAGGUGGAAUUCUUCCAUGCAAUGGGGCACCGAGCCUGGGUCACCCCCGAGUUGUGCGAGGAGAUCCAGGCUCAGAACCCACAUCACUGGGUCUGGAGUCGGGCGCGCCAAUGCGCCCCCUAG